Molecule: messenger RNA, 420 nt
Organism: Uloborus diversus
Lineage: Eukaryota; Metazoa; Arthropoda; Arachnida; Araneae; Uloboridae
Product: delta-like protein C
Exons: 4
Biological process (GO): establishment or maintenance of epithelial cell apical/basal polarity; heterophilic cell-cell adhesion
Cellular component (GO): plasma membrane; protein-containing complex
Source: RefSeq, a predicted model, not a curated record
AAGAUGGAGGGCAUGUACUUAUUGUUACUGACAUUGUUAUUUCAUUCAUUGGCACGGACAAGUAAUGGAUUUGUUGAAAACCAACGAAUUUAUAGUGAAAAAAUUUUGCCAGGAAAUCAGGAAACACCAGAUAGGUGUACAGACAAGCCUUGUAAGAAUGGAGGAACGUGCAAUUUAGAGAUUGAAAAACCCACAUGCACCUGUACAGAUGAAUACACGGGUGAUGAUUGCGGCACGAAAAAGGAUAGGUGUACAGACAAGCCUUGUAAGAAUGGAGGAACGUGCAAUUUAGAGAUUGAAAAACCCACAUGCACCUGUACAGAUGAAUACACGGGUGAUGAUUGCGGCACGAAAAAGGAUAGGUGUACAGACAAGCCUUGCAAGAAUGGAGGAACGUGCAAUUUAGAGAUUGAAAAACCC